Molecule: messenger RNA, 2617 nt
Organism: Poecilia latipinna (sailfin molly)
Lineage: Eukaryota; Metazoa; Chordata; Actinopteri; Cyprinodontiformes; Poeciliidae
Gene: ets1
Product: v-ets avian erythroblastosis virus E26 oncogene homolog 1
Exons: 8
Coding region: 305-1612 (435 amino acids)
Biological process (GO): cell differentiation; regulation of transcription by RNA polymerase II
Cellular component (GO): nucleus
Molecular function (GO): DNA-binding transcription factor activity, RNA polymerase II-specific; sequence-specific DNA binding
Source: RefSeq, a predicted model, not a curated record
GCAAAAUGCAACGCCCAUGGCUAGAGAUACAGAGGAGUGAGUGAGUGAGUGAGUGAGUGAGUAAGAAAGAACGAGGAAAAGAGGGAGUGUGUGUGUAUGCAUCGGUGAGGGAGAGAGACAACGAGAUAAGUUAGAGUAAAAGAAUCUUAUUCGUGUUGUAGUGUGAGGAGAAUAGAAUUAGAAUCGCCAAAGGAGGAGCAGAUUUUACCCACUUAUUGAGUUUUUUUCCCCUCUUUUGGAGCUGUUAAUAUAAUAAUAAUAAAAAAAGGAACGCGGCAUUUUUUUUUCAAACCACGCUGAUCUGAUGAUCAUGACGGCAGCUGUCGAUAUGAAACCGACGUUAACGAUCAUAAAGGCUGAAAAGAUGGACGAUCCAGAGUGUGGCGACGUUCCCCUUUUGACUCCAGGAAGUAAAGAGAUGAUGUCCCAGGCUCUGAAAGCCACCUUCAGCGGCUUCACAAAAGAACAGCAAAGGCUGGGUAUUCCCAAAGAUCCCCGACAGUGGACAGAAAACCAUGUGGCUGAAUGGCUUGCAUGGACCAUAAAUGAGUUCAGCCUGAAGAACGUCGACUUUGAGAAAUUCGGCAUGAACGGUGCCAACCUGUGUGCGAUGGGGAAGGAGCGCUUCUUGGACUUGGCACCUGACUUUGUGGGCGACAUCCUGUGGGAACAUUUAGAAAUGCUCCAGAAAGAGGAUACAAAGCAUUUCCCCAUCAAUGGACUGACCUCCAACUUCCAGGAAUCCCGCUAUACCUCAGACUAUUUUGUCAGCUAUGGUAUUGAGCAUGCUCAGUGUGUCCCUCCUUCUGAAUACUCAGAACCGGGCUUCAUCACGGAGUCAUAUCAGACGCUUCAUCCCAUCAGCUCUGAGGAACUGCUCACGCUCAAGUAUGAAAGCGAAUACCCCGGGAUCAUCCUACGAGACACAGCCCUCAACUCCAUGCAGGGUGACUACUUCUCUGUCAAACAGGAAGUGGUGUCCCCCGACAAUAUGUGUGUGGGACGCCUCAGUCGAGGUAAGCUUGGUGGCCAGGACUCCUUUGAGAGCAUCGAUAGCUUUGAAAGCUGCGACCGACUGACCCAGUCGUGGAGCAGCCAAUCCUCGUUCAGCAGCCUGCAGCGGGUACCGUCCUACGACAGCUUUGACUCGGAAGACUACCCCACCGCCUUGCAUGGCCACAAGCCCAAGGGCACCUUCAAAGACUACGUGAGGGAGCGCUCCGACCUCAGCAAGGACAAGCCCGUCAUCCCAGCGGCAGCGCUGGCGGGAUACACAGGCAGUGGCCCCAUCCAGCUGUGGCAAUUUCUCCUGGAGUUGCUGACCGACAAGUCCUGCCAGUCCUUCAUCAGCUGGACAGGCGACGGCUGGGAGUUUAAGCUCUCUGACCCAGAUGAGGUUGCCCGGAGGUGGGGCAAAAGGAAAAACAAGCCCAAGAUGAAUUAUGAGAAACUGAGCCGUGGCUUGCGCUAUUAUUAUGACAAGAACAUCAUCCACAAGACGUCUGGGAAGCGCUAUGUCUACCGCUUUGUCUGUGACUUGAAAAGCUUGCUGGGCUACACACCCGAAGAGCUGCACGCAAUGUUGGACGUAAAGCCUGACACAGACGAGUGAAAGCAGAACUGGCGAAAAGAGCAAAAAGAAACUUAGGACAAAAGUUGAGCUACUGGGACUGAGGCUCAUAACGUUGUCUUAACUGUUUGAUAAGAGUUGGUUAUCCAUUUUUCUGGGGGGACCGAAAAGUUUUUAAUGACUCAGUGAUGGUCUUUGUUGGAUUUGAGCUCCAGUCUUUCAGACCACGUUUUAAAAGGAAGGCAGAAGCCAAAAAAAACAAAACCUGUAUUCACAACCUGUUGGAAAUGACGAGUGUGCAUGAAUGUGUGAGUGAGUGUGGGAUUGCGCGCGCGUCUGACAUAAUACUGGUAUUAUUUAGCAGCUCAAGGUAAAUGAGACGCUACUGGGUAGAAUUAUCAGGUUAUCUUGUGUUCUGUUUAUGUAGCAACGAGGGGGAGGCGAGAGCUCUGCGAUACAAGGUGUGAAUGAACGAAGUCGAGAAGGAGCCUUUUUAAAGUAACUUGUUUCAUUUUUGAGUUAAGCAACAAGCAGGUGAAAGGUUCCUGCUGAGAUAACAGUUGCCAAAAUGUCAAAACGGAACAGAUAUUUACAACCAUUAUCACUGUUUCUCUCCUGCAAGUGGAGAGCUUUCAGCAAGGACCAAAAAAAAAAAAAAAGUGUAAUGUAGGAUUUGAUGUUUGAGGACCAUAUGCUUGUGCCAGUAUUAUAUUGUUAGAGCACCCGAUUUAAGUCCACCAGGCCGAUCACUGGGCAGAGUAUUUUUGUCUUUAAGUGUUUCAAAUUAGACUUCAUCAUUGAAUGCCAAGUUACACUGUUCUGUUCUCAUAGCAGAAAUGUGCCGAUUUGAGUCAGACAACACUAGAGACGCACUGGCCCUGUGCUCUAUCAGGUUUGAAGAGCCUGUUGGAGAUUACUCAUACCCAAAGAGGUCUGCAAGACAACCGAAAGAAGCCGUUACUUUUGAAACUGACGCUUUCACCUUUAUGUACAUGUCGCCACCUUGUUAGGGACACAUUCUGUGACUGAAACGUAUGCGUUUUUUGC